Nezara viridula (southern green stink bug) is the source of this 2250-nucleotide messenger RNA. NCBI's taxonomy places the organism in Eukaryota, Metazoa, Arthropoda, Insecta, Hemiptera, Pentatomidae. The record is from the annotation of a GenBank genome assembly.
GGGGCAGAGCUCUACUUCCCGAGGCCAGCUGAUGUCGAACCUAGUCUCUCACCGACAUCCACCCGAGCGUCAUCUCUUACAGAGCUCGUACAGCCACAGGGGAAGUGUCAGGGCAGUCCCUUGGGUGUCUUCGCUCCAUACAAUUGUGAUAUAUUUGUCUGUGCUAGGCGCUCUGUGAUAUUUAUCAAGACGGACGACAUGGAGAUCCUUCCUUGCCCCGUUUCUGCUACCUUUCCGGCCUUUGCCAGAGGCCUUAAGGAGGAGAUGGUAGCGGGUACUUGUGAGGUUGCUCUGGCGAGGCGACUGGAGACGGAGCUCCGGGCAGCCAAGUCUGCACAACUUAGCUGCGGCGAAGUCCUCCUGCCGGCCAAUCUCCUGCCUAGGAUAGCCUCUCAAGUCCUCAGCCUUGCCGAAGUGGAACCUUGCGGCCUGAGGGGAUGUACCCUCUACAUCGACUUCGCCGCCUCCGACGCCGAUGUACGGAGGAUAGCGGAGAUCAAGUGUGAUAACAACACCGUAUCCACCUUUGAACUCACCCUCACUCUCAAGCAAGACCCCAGGUCGUCUUCGUGGCAUAACAUCCUGCCGCAGUUCUUAAAAAAUCUAACAAAAGGCGGCACAAUAAUGAUCAGCCACGAGUUUGACAUCACCAAGAAGAAGCUGUACAGGUCUUACCUGGAGUGAGAGAGAGGGAGGGACAUGUUGGAGAGAGAAGAGCCGCCAAGACUGAAUAUCAUCUUGCUCCUAUUCCUGCACCAUACGGCAAUAUCAUGGCGUCUUUGAGAACACAAACACAAAGUAUUUAUCGUGUGUUAAGCCAGAGGAUACAUAAUAUACAUAUGUUUUUAUUUUAUACAAUCUAUAUACUAUAUAUUAAAAAAAAUCUAUUUAGUUUGUAGCGGUUAGAUGUAUAGGUUUUUUUAAUUUUUUUAUAUGUUUAGAAAUUUUUUUUAAUUGCUGUGUAUCUAUAUAGGUGGUUAAAUAACCCCUUCAUCAAGCUAGUGUGAUCAUUGGAAAGUGUUGAACAGAAUUAAUUAUUGGUGUAUAGGUUUGGUAGGUAAUGUUGUAGGACUGGGAUAACAAAUUUCUUUCGAGAAGCUGUGGCUGAAUCCAGUACAAUACUUGUAUCUUUAGUUGUCUGCCAACUGGCACGCCAUCUUUAUAUAAGUCCAUAUCAUAUGCUUUCUUAGAUUGUAACAAACUAAUACCAGUAAUAAUAUACAUUGUAUGUGAUUAAUAUUCUAUUUAAGGUAUAUGUCUUUUUCGAAUAUAUGAUAUAUAUUUGAACACAAGUAUUUGUAUAUCGACACAGUGUGUCACAGUUGUCUGUGACGAGUGAGCUUAGUCGAGUUGUUCAAUGGACAAUUUUUUGAAUUAUAAAUUUGUGAUUCGACCUAUGAUAGUAAUAUAAAUAUAAAUAUAUAUAAAUAUAUAAGUAUAAAAUGAAAUAUAUUUGUGUAUAGGAGGUAAAGCUUUAAUAGGUUGUGUUGUCUUUCAAAUUGUGUGUGACAAAAGCAGAGUUAACAAUGUUAUUCAGUCUUUGUGAUUAUCAACUUGUCUCUGUCUUGUUUAUUUGUAUUUUUGAAGCAAAUUUAUUUUCCAUUUGGUCUCUCAUCGAUGAAUGUUGUCGAAAUGUUUUAUUUUAUUUUUAAUUUUUUUUUUGUAAGUAGUUCUUCGAAGAUGUUUCUCUUGUCAUUUAUUCAUAAGGAGUUUGUAAAAUUUUUUAUAACGUCUCAUCAAAGAGGCCAGUAGUGAUUUAUUUAUUGUUCUUUAAUAAAGUAACUUGUGAUAAAAAGCAAUUAUUAAUAUAUUAUAUAUUGAUUAUUAAUUAUUAUUAUUUUGUAAAUUUAUUAUUGUUGAGUCAACUCUGCUGUUGUAUUAAAUGUACCAUUUUGUAUUUUUUACUUAAAGGAGAGGAGAGGAGAACACAAAGCAUUAUAUAUAUAUGUCCUGAUCUCACUAAUGCCAGUAUGAUCUGGUUUUAAUAAUAUAAAUAUUAUAUUAAUAUAAGUAUAUAUAUUUAAUGAGAUGCAGUAUUUGGGGAAGAGGGACCCCAUCGGGUUCUCCUCCGACCCAGAAUUACAACAUUGUAUUUCAUUUAUUGAUUGUCGAGAAACAAAGGUGUAUUAUAAGAAUGAUUGGCGAUUCGACACAAUUUUUUGUACUUUUUUGUUAUACGAUGGAAGAUGUUUUAAGUUGUAAAAUUUAAAACAUGGUGAAAAUAUCAAAUAUAAAAAAAAGCAAAACUUU